Molecule: messenger RNA, 1403 nt
Organism: Amoebophrya sp. A25
Lineage: Eukaryota; Dinophyceae; Syndiniales; Amoebophryaceae
Source: the annotation of a GenBank genome assembly
AUGAAGGGCAAAUCAGCGGCAUUCACCAAACUUCUGCAUGUUAUACAACAACAUGUACAUCAAGAAGAAAACCACUUAGAAGGAGCUGCUGUCCUAGCUCUAGCGCGGCAGGCGCAUCUUCGAGUAGAUCAACAAGGUCAGUACGAAGUCGUCCUCGUCGAGGAGGGUGAUGGUGUUGCGAAGUGGAAAAUGACGAGCACUGAUCUUCUUGUUCUGCAGGAUCUGUACGACCGCGACUACUACUUCGUCAAAAAGAUGAUUGAUGCAAAUCACUACAACUCAGACGACGUCCACCUGCUCCAUGAUUCCGCGCGGCAUUUUCUCGCUGGUGGUUCGAUUUACGACGGUCAAGGCAUGAUCGGCACUGAAGAAAGUUGGGCUGAGGUGUCCAUUGUUGAGAACCUCAUGCUUGCACUGCUUGAGCUCCAGCCCGCUCAACGCGGACGGAACCGUGCGCGCCCGGUGAAACCAGUCUACGGCCGUGGGCGUUCACCGAGGAAGCGCAAAGGGUAUCGACAAGAAACGACUCUGUCGGAAAAAGACUUCUACUAAAAGUCGUCGACAAGACAAGAAACAACUACAACUAGUUGCGUCCUCCAUUGCAACAAGGUGGGAUGCGAGGACUGCGACGAAGACGAUGCUAGCAGCACCAGUCGGCAAUUACGAAGACUCUUGCAUGGCGAGAUGAGUGAAACGAAACUGCGUUCGACGAUGAAAUUUAUCUGUCGUAAUAUCAUGGGAUUGGGAGGAGCUCUUGUAGAAUACUACUACUCCGUCUGAAACUGACUGGAAACAAAUUGUUUCGGGACAACGAUACUAGAAACGAAUGGCUAGAUUCUAUCGGCCACUGGUUAUUGUUCGUGAACGUGAACGACAAGAAUAUCGAGUAGAUUCAUCGAAAAACGCACUAGAUAUAAAGCAUGAUAAAGAUGGUGUAGCAUAGUUUCUGACUUAUGUCAUUAUUUGUAUCAGAAGCACUAGAACUUGAACAAAAACCUGCAGGAAGCUAUCAAUAUGCGCUGAUAAGUACCUAUAAGCGAAGACGAAGUUUAGUACCUUGAAGAAAGUGCUGCUUUUACUAAAAAUGCAACAAGAUAAAUAUUUCGGUUUCUUCUAUAGCAAUAGAACAAGCACAUCACCGAAGCUCAGUGCAAACAAGCACGCUAUUUCCUAAUAGGAGAUGUUUUCCAAAUAAAUAAGCAUUUACUACUUCAGGAUGAGAACAAGAAGACAACUAUUCGCGCAGAAAAAACAAAGGAGAAGACCAUCAACAUACAUAAGAGUUUCUUUUUCUUUAUGAAUGUGCCAUAGCAUCAUGGUGGAUUCAACACAACUGGUUCUUUGUUUUUGAUGAAAGACGUGUAUUUGAUGCUUGCAUGCAUCAUUGAAGGUGACGCAUCGAU